UGGACGGUUACACAGCAGGUUGUGUGCGUGGAUGACAGCGGCUAGCAUCACAUUCACACUUCACCCGUGAAAACAACCCCCAUCAGCCAAGUUAACAGGAAACAACGGGUGCAUUUGGCUUGUAAAAGUCCUCAUAAGGGCGAAAAGGAUAAACCGCGUUUUGUUAGUACGGUGAGGAUGUCUGUCCCGGCAGGAGAGGGAUGAAGAUGACACCAAUGUUAUGGCGAGUUGUGUCAGUGUGGCUAUGUGUAGCUGUGGUCUGUUGGUACCCUAGUUGCUAUGUCGGUUGCACGGAGACGCAGCAGGAGGCUCAGAGGCCCGUGUCCUCACAGGACCUCAGUUCGGAGGAAGAAUCAGGGGAGGAGAUUCAUCAUCACAAGGUUGAGGAAAGCUUGAUAUUCCCUGCCCAGUCCCUGUCUGACAAUGAGAAGUGGAUGGAGGAUGAUCGGCAAAAAGAGGAUGAGACGGUGCAAGAGGUGGACGAAAAACAAUAUUUAGAGGCCUUUGGAGAGGAGGAGCUCACUGCAGACGAAGAAUGGAAGCACGAAAAAGAGAUUUCACUACCGGAGACAGAACCUGAGCAAAUCUCAGAAAAUCCACCCCCUGAAACCUCCGCCACUCAAGACCAGGACUCAGCCCCCCCGCUGGCUCCCUCGGACCCUGGCUCUGAUAUUACUGCUGAGCCCGAAGAUAACUCCAACUUCCUUAACCUUCAAGAAAGCACCCCAGACAGUGUUUCAGAUGAUGCAGCUGAAGUAGCUGACGUAGCUGCACCUGAGGUCGUUGAUUCGGACCCGCCUCCAGCUGACUGUGAAGAACUAGAGGACGAAAAAGAGGGAGAAGGAGAAGAGGACAAUCCAUAUGACAAUGAAAGCAGUCCUCCAAUUGUUCUGGAGAACACUUCCAAUGUUCACACUGCAGGUACUAAUACCCAAACUGACCAAGCUCUGAGUCCUCCUGCUGCUCACGGCACAGAGCAUCUGGAGACCAACACGUCGCACGAGCUGGAAGAGCAGGAUCCCAGCCCCCCUACCAUCACAGGCACAGAUAGCAGCGCGAGCAGCAAAGACCCCGAGGACAUCCCCACCUUUGAUGAGUGGUCGCGCAAGAUGAUGGAGAUGGAGAAUGGAAAGACUCGGUCUACUCAUACUUCUAACAACGGGGCUCCUCCUGUGGUGAAGAAAGUCCAGAAGAACUUCAAUAACUACGCCUCAGUGGAGUGUGGAGCUAAGAUCCUUGGUUCUAACCCAGAAGCAAAGAGCACUUCGGCCAUAUUGAAGGAGAACAUGGACAUGUACAUGUUAAACCCCUGCAGUAAUAAAAUCUGGUUCAUCAUCGAGCUCUGUGAGCCCAUCCAGGUGAAGCAGCUGGACAUCGCUAACUUUGAGCUGUUCUCCUCCACUCCCAAAGACUUCCUUGUCUCCAUCAGUGACAGAUAUCCAACAAACAAGUGGCUGAAGCUGGGAACCUUCCACGCCCGGGAUGAACGCACAGUCCAGAGCUUCCCUUUGGACGAGCAUCUGUAUGCUAAAUAUGUGAAGAUGUUCACCAAGUACAUAAAGGUCGAGCUGGUCUCUCACUUUGGCUCUGAACAUUUCUGUCCCCUCAGUCUCAUAAGAGUGUUUGGCACAAGCAUGGUGGAAGAGUACGAGGAGAUAGCCGACCCCGCAGAGAGACCCGAUGACCAGGAUGAUGAUUUGGAUGAUCCUGCUGGACACACGCCUGGAGAAGUCGAGUUAUCCAACAAUCUGAUUGGAUCAGCAAAGGAUGUCAUUUUAAACAUGGUAAAUAAUAUUGCUGUCAAUGUUCUCGGCGGAGGCCAAGAGAUGCAAGGCAACAUUUCAUCUCUGGAAGUGAACACGACCGAGCCAUCACCUAUACUUGAAACCACCUCCCAAACUACAGACCUCACUAUAGUUCCUCAAUCUGAAGUGGAAGAUAUCUUACCAGACCCUGAUAGCCCUGCCACUGAAGCCCCAUCUUCAGAGACACCCACUGCUGAAACAAUCGAACAAGAGCUCCCCCCAGUGGAGGAAAGUAUCAUCGUUCCCUUAGAGAAAAAUGCGGAGGAACACAUCAGCUCUACCAUCACCCUUCUGGAUAAGGAGGAGGAGCCCGAUGAAGAAAAAGAGAAAAAGGAUGAACGACAGCAAGAGAUCCAGAUCUACUGUUCACUGCUUUCUUCUUGCUCUUGCGCUGCUUCCCUGCAGGAGUAUCUCCACCAGCAGUGUGCCGUCCUGCUGUCCAGGAAAAGGAAAUGCCAAACGGUGAACAGAAAGCAAGUGUUUCCUCCCAUCCAAACACCUUCCUGGCAACUUCCUUUAUCCCCCUCUGCCUCCCCUGAACCUCACAUUGAGGAACAUCAGCCCCAUGAAGAAGAACAAGCGUCUGAACAGGAGCCAGAGAGCGGCGCAGAAACACCAGGCACCGACGAAGAAUCUCACAAAGAGUCUAUGUCGGAACCUCCUCUGCUGGAGCCCAGUCAAACCUCCAUCCUCCCUACUGUCGCUGAUUCAUCCCCUGCCAAACCAACUCCCAUUGUGGAGACACCACAGAUGUCUUCUGAGGAGCCAGAGAAGAGCCAGGAUGUGCUGGAUGAAGAGAAAAUAGAGCCUUCAGAUUCUCUCACUAGCUCCAUCUUUGUAAAACCAAGCAUGGACGAUGCCUCUGUGGCACCAACAGAAGAAAAGUCUGACGUUGAGGCAUCCAAAACGGAGAUAAAAGCCCCUAUCGAAACCCAAGAUACGACGGAUGAAUCCCAAGUUCUUCAACCCAUCCCCUCCCCUCAUUUAGACCCUGACCCCCCCAUAGUACCUGAAGGUGGUGACAUUGAAGCUCAAGACUCUGUUAUCGAACUAGAUGGUGGUCACAUAGUCGUCACAGAAACAAAACUAGAGGAUUUUGCGGAGGAUUUCUCGUCAUCAUCAGGUGGAAAGCCGGCCGCCUCGGACAUCUACGCAGAGACCCCCAACGGCACGGAGCCGAACGGGAACCCUGUGCACGGAUCCAGCCAGAAGGAGUCUGUGUUCAUGAGGCUCAACAACCGCAUCAAGGCUCUGGAGAUGAACAUGUCGCUCAGCGGGCGCUACCUGGAGCAGCUCAGCCAGAGGUACCGAAAGCAGAUGGAUGAGAUGCAGAAGGCUUUCAACCAAACCAUCAUUAAACUCCAGAACACCUCCAGAAUAGCAGAGGAGCAGGACCAGCGUCAGACUGACUCCAUUCAGGUGCUGCAGGGCCAGCUGGAGAACGUGACUCAGCUGGUUCUCAACCUGUCCGUCAGAGUGAGCCAGCUGCAUAGUGACGUGUCAGACAGGCAGAACUACCUGCUGCUGUCUCUGCUGCUGUGUCUGUGCCUCGGCCUGCUGCUGUGUGCCAACCACUGCCGCUUCUCCGAUGAUCCUCCAACCUCAGACCCAGAGCCCCCCCCAUCCAAGAGCUACACCUUCUGCUGUCCUGAGAGGCAGUUCUCUUCCUGUGAUGAGAAGGGCCUGAAGAGGAGUGCAUCCUAUCCACUCUUACAAUCACUUAUCGCUGAAGGCCCCGACAUGCUGCAGGCCGGGGAGACACAGAGUCUUUGUCCAGCUAACAGAAAGAGGAGACGUCGCAAGAUGAAACCCUUGGAGAAAGUGGAGACUCUGAAACCUUCUUUCCACGCGGCAACAGAACUUUGUAACGGAGCCGUUGUAUGUAACGGUGUCCCUGUCUCUACACACCCUAUACCCUUCACCAAAAGAUUACUUCAACCUAUGUUCAGAGACUCGCCGUCAGAGGGCAGCUCGGAGGGGUCCUCACACUCCGACGACCCCUCCUUCUGUGGCAUCACCACAGCUUGCAACCGAAUCUGUGACGCGCUCCCGCAACCCAGGACGCGGGCGGAGAAGCGGGCGUUAAGACGCAGGCGUCCCAAGCCCAGCUGCGCCGUGGUGGACCUGAUCCAGGUCCCACGCAGGGGCAGGGCCGAUGAGAUGCCCAUCUCUACCAUACACGACCUCAUGAAGAGGCACACGGAGCAACGCUCUGGGACAUAUGGGGUUAAUGUUCCCCUCUCAGGUCCUGUUUGACAGGACUCCACUCCUUCUCACUUACUCUUUCCAAAAGAGGGACGAUGUUUUUUCAGUAGCCACAGGCAGCUUUGAGCUUCCAUACGAGACAAUCCCUUCACUUUGUUUCUUUGUUCAUGUUCGCGUCAGAUGUUUAUAUUUGUUAAACUAGAAAAUCAAAGAAAUGUCUUCCCAGCUUUCCAUUAAAGCUUUUCUCUUUUGUUUGGA
Molecule: messenger RNA, 4268 nt
Organism: Trematomus bernacchii (emerald rockcod)
Lineage: Eukaryota; Metazoa; Chordata; Actinopteri; Perciformes; Nototheniidae
Product: SUN domain-containing ossification factor-like
Biological process (GO): protein folding in endoplasmic reticulum; regulation of bone remodeling
Cellular component (GO): cytoplasm; membrane
Source: RefSeq, a predicted model, not a curated record